Molecule: messenger RNA, 1080 nt
Organism: Plasmodium cynomolgi strain B
Lineage: Eukaryota; Apicomplexa; Aconoidasida; Haemosporida; Plasmodiidae
Exons: 2
Coding region: 1-1080 (359 amino acids)
Source: RefSeq, a predicted model, not a curated record
AUGUAUGAAGAUUUCUUUACAAGUCCUGGAAAACCAGCUGAAUUUGAUAAUUAUUGCAAUGUAUUUGACAAAGGAGAUAAAAAGAAUGCUGAAGCUAAAAAACUUUGUAGUAAACUAGAAAAAAGUAAAAGUACAGAAACCUAUAACUAUUGUCGUUACUUACCUUAUUGGUUAUAUGAUGAAAUAGGAGGAAUAGAAAAAGACCACAAGAAAAAAAUUAGCAGUAUAACUUUUGCUGAAAGUCUAAUAAAUGUAGGAAAUACUGUUAGAUGGAAAAUUAAACAAAAUUAUUGUUAUAACACUAUACCAUAUGAAAAGGAUAUUAAUUUAGAUGAAAUGAAAAAUAGGAAAGUAUCUUAUAUUUAUUUUAAAAACUAUGAUAAGAUUAAAAGUUAUAUUAGUUCAAAAACUAAAGAUAAAUGCAAAGAAUAUUCUGUAUAUCUUAACAAUAUUAAUUCAUUUUAUAAUCUGUACAAGAAGGAGUGUACAAAUGGAUUUUUUGGUGUUUAUGGUCCUGAUUAUGCUGAUUGUAGUUCUAAAUACGACCCCAAGACUCUUAUAACUGCAUUAGAACAAUGUAAAGGUAAAGGAUCUAGUAGCGGUAGGAGUGGAGGAGAAUCUUCUAUAUUUGGGUGGAUAUUUGGGGGUACGACAACUAGAACAUCUCAAGAUAGAAAUUCUGCAGGUGUUCAACCACCGACACGGGAUGAAGGUGCAACCAAUUCUGCAGCAUCAGGAUACAGAAGAGAUCAAGUUCAAGCAACUGAAGGACCCGGAACAAAUAAAGGAUUGGUAGAUACAGUUACCCCUCAAAGUAGAGCAAACUUAAGUGAUCCUAAAAGGGAUGUACCAGUAUCGCAACUUCAUAAUUCGAAAACGGGUGAGCACAUGCCAGAUGGAAGUAAUAACAUCCAAUCUGUUGCUUCUGCCACUUUACACACAACAUCUGAGGCCAUCACAUAUAUAUCUAAUUUUUUGGAAAAAAUGUAUGAUGCAUUGAAAUCGGAGUAUUUUCGUCACUCAAUCGUUUGUGCUUCAACAAUUGGAGUAGUUGUUUUCCUUUUCUUUUUUUCACAGUAA